Messenger RNA from Adelges cooleyi (spruce gall adelgid), 3825 nucleotides. It is a transcript of the gene da, whose product is annotated as transcription factor 12. Gene Ontology annotation, molecular function: protein dimerization activity; RNA polymerase II cis-regulatory region sequence-specific DNA binding; DNA-binding transcription factor activity, RNA polymerase II-specific. Lineage: Eukaryota; Metazoa; Arthropoda; Insecta; Hemiptera; Adelgidae. The coding region runs from base 471 to 2435 and encodes 654 amino acids. The transcript is spliced from 13 exons. Gene Ontology annotation, cellular component: transcription regulator complex. Gene Ontology annotation, biological process: regulation of transcription by RNA polymerase II. The record is from RefSeq and is a predicted model, not a curated record.
GCGACUCGUGGUGGGCAUAGUAUACGCGGCGGCUGUGUACAAUACAAUAUAUAUAAUAAUAUAUAAUAUUAUAAAUUAUUAUUGUAGCCUGUUGCUUCCUUCGGGCGCUGCGGCCGCCGCGGCAAAACGGUUUUUAGUGUGGCGACGACUUGCUGUGACAAUGGACACGCCGAAGCCGUAGCGGUACAGUCUCGUCCCGGCAGUGUGCGUGUGCCUGUGCCUGUGUGUGUGUGUGUGUUCGUCGUGUAUGUGUACGUACUACAAGCGUGUGUCCGCAUUCGCCUUCGCAGUCGUCUAGCGUUCGCUCACGUGCCGCCGUUGCGGUGUUGUGCAGUCUUCGCCGACGACCAUCUGGGCGCCGCGUUUCUGGUUUCGGCCGCGUAAACCGACGACCCUUCCGCACGCCCCCCCCCCCUCCCCUACCCGCCGCCGAGGGUGCUGUACGGCCGACGACGUACCGGCCCGCCGACAUGCACCAUUACCGGACCAGGGAAGAAGAAACGUCCGCUUGCGGCGGCGGCGGCAACGACCCGUACUUUUACCUCCGGCUGUCGGCCGGCACCGCGACGUACGCCAACCCCUUAAAGCUCGAGGUCGACGUCAAGCCGGAACCGGGAAUGACGCCCGUGCCGCUCCACGGCGGUUCGCCUUCUACCACCGACGUGCACAUGGACGCCGGCGGCGUUGGCUGCGGUGGCGGCGGCAUAGGCCUGUUGGCGUUGACUCAACUCGACGGUUACGGGUACAAAUCGUACGAUUCCGGCGACGGCGGCGUGAUCGCCUCCACGGACGUCGGCCACCUGGCCUAUUCGUCACCUGACGACACCAAAUCUCAUCUACACCAGCACCACCAGCAGCAGCAACAGUAUGGCGGUGAUGAAUUCACACCAGAUCCAGCUCGGUUUGCUGCUCAAAAGCCCGGUUCGUCCGUGUACGCCGCUGAUUCUUAUUACUUAGAUGGUACAGGAAACAACAGCGAUGUUUGGACCACCAGUGCAACUGCUCAACUUCAGUCUCCCACGACAUACACCACGUACACAAAUCCACCGAAUUCGCUGCUUAGCACGUCACCGAACAUACCGACAAACAGUUUUCCAGCGACGAAUUCCAUGUUAACCCCAGAGAACAUGGGCUACAACACUAUCGUUCCAAAUGCUAAUUUACCUCCCGGCGGAGUUACACCUGCAACUGACGGACUAGGGACUUCCCCUCUACCGCCCAUGUCAAGUCUGCGCGGAGCUCCUCCUUCCGCUCCAAGCCCAAUUGCAGUUACCCCUAGCUCAAUGAUGUACCCGGGACAUAACAGUCCCACUAUUCAAACUCCUGGUGAUACACUUGGCAAAGCAUUAGCAUCAAUAUAUCCGACUGACCAGAGUGUCAGUAGUUACAGUUCAAACCCAUCGACACCUAUAAGUUCACCACCACCUCUAGCACCUAUGGCGCCAGCAAACAGCGCUGGACCUUGGACCCCUGGCGUAGUAGCACCUCAUCCUGGAUCUCCUCAUUUUCCUUCUACCGACCAUCGAGCUAUUCAUAUGGGUACUAGAAUGGAAGAAAGACUGGACGACGCUAUUAACGUUCUACGAAACCAUGCAGAGAGUCAGGCAUUAAGUUUAGCCGGUGUUCAACAUUCCUCCGCAGGCAUUGUCCCGCUGUAUCAUCAUCAACACCUAGGAAGUCCUCAUUCAGCCGCAGCAUCGGUCGGUGGCGUGCCAAAUACAUACCAAACUUUACCGACUUGCCCAGACAGUGACGGACCAAUUAAAAUCGAAAGAUUAAGCAAUAGCAAAAAGCGGAAAGAACCUCCAGACAGUUCGGAUACGAAGCCCUCAAGCAGUGAUCAUUUGUUAGUAAAUAGCAUCGUUAAUGUCAAUUCACCCCCUGACGAUUCGUCUUUAAUUAAAAAUUCAAAACGGUCCCGCCGAUAUUGUUCGAGUGCCGACGAAGACAACGAAGAUCCAUCAACGAAAGCGCACAGAGAAAAAGAAAGAAGGCAGGCAAACAAUGUCCGCGAGAGUGUGGACGACGAGUGCGAAGAUCCUGAAUUAAAAGCUCAACGGGAGAAGGAGCGUCGCCAAGCAAAUAACGCUCGGGAAAGAAUCCGAAUACGGGACAUUAACGAAGCACUGAAAGAGCUGGGAAGAAUGUGCAUGACACACCUAAAGACGGACAAGCCUCAAACAAAAUUGGGUAUUCUAAACAUGGCCGUCGAAGUUAUUAUGUCGUUGGAACAACAAGUCAGAGAGCGUAAUCUCAAUCCUAAAGCGGCUUGCCUGAAGAGAAGAGAAGAAGAAAAAGCUGAAGACACUGUUGGCCCUAAACUUGGACAUCAUUUAUCGGCUGUUGCGCAACACAUGGUUGUUCAACCUCCACAUUUUCCAACCAUGACAAUGCAAAACAAUCAAACAGGAUUGCCUCACAAUGGACCUCAGUAGCAAUGGAGAACACCAUCACCACACGCGUUGUACUCCUAAGUGGUCUGAAGGUGAUGGGGCAUUCGAUUGCUUUAAACCAUUCUCAGUUUAUUUUAACGAGUAUUGCCAAGUAUAUUAUAUAUAUAAAUAUAUGUAUAUCUAUAUAUAAUAUAUUUAUUAGUGAUAUUUUAAAACGAUUUUGUUAUAUUUUUCUUUCUAUACGAUUUUUUUUUUUAAUAUUUAAAACAUAAUUGAAUUCAAUUGUGAUGAUUAUUUAUUAUUUUGUUUUAUUAUCGUAGCGACCAGUAGUUUGAACCAAAUUUUUUUUUUUUAAAACGGUUUGGAAAAUGUAUAAUGUUUUUUUACACAAACAAUGUUCACCUCGAUCUGAUGAUACUAAUUAGACGUUUUUGUUGACUUAGUAUUGUCAUUUAUGUUAACUGUUAUAAUAUCUUCGUGCUUCAAUUAAGUUUUACCUAAUGUAAUCUUUUUUCAUUAACUCUUAAACUUUUUUUCAUCGUUAUCAUCAUUAAAAUCUGUCAGUAUUAUUUAAAAAAAUAUAUAACUUAAAAGUCUCCUAAUUAUUCUGUCCGGAGACUGUUAAUUUUAUUUUGACAAUCAUUCAAUUAGCCGUAAACUACAGGUGUUAAACAUUUUUUUUUUCGAUUAGUUUAAAUAAUUAUUUUUAAUUAAUUAGAUAGAAUACGUGUUGUAUACUUUGCCGUGAUUAUUUUUUUUAUGUGCAAUUUUGUUCUAUGAAAUUAUUGUUAUUUAAAUAGUUUUGUCUGCUCUUAAAAAUCAAACGAUGUGAUGAAAAUUAAAGAAAGAUUACAUUUAUUAAAACUAUUUAAUAACAGGAUAAACAUAAGUAAAAUGUAUUACCGAACAUGUCUAUUUAGUAUGAUUACAAUGAGGUGAAUUUUUUUAAAAUUUAUUAUUAUUUAUUUAAAGCGAUAAAUGUUCACAAAUACAAGUUUUAAAUUUUUACAACUUAAACCUAACCUGACUGACGGGUUAAAGCGGCAUUGUGAUUGAUCUGGCUAGAAUUUCAUCGCUGGCAGCCUUAAAUGAUUGACAUCAAUUAUGUUUUUAUAUUAAAAAAAAUAUAUAUAUAUAUAUAUUUAUAUAUAUACACAUAUGUAUAUGUAUGUGUAUGUACUUAUAUAUAUAUAUAUAUAUUUCAAACCGUUGUGACGAUUGUAAUUAAAUUUAAAGGUGUAUAUUGUGAAUAACAGUAAUGUACUACACGAUCGCAAUCGAUUGUUUGUAAAUUCUCAAAUAUACUUUUUUGUUGUAAAGUAUGGCAUAAACAAUUACCUAGAAAUCAAAUGAAAAUUAUUAUAAAGUAUUUAUUUAUGUAACGGCGGUAAAUUACAACAUUUAUAAUUGACUGUUUUUUUUUUUUUUUAAC